Capronia coronata CBS 617.96 is the source of this 2409-nucleotide messenger RNA. RefSeq lists its product as uncharacterized. Lineage: Eukaryota; Fungi; Ascomycota; Eurotiomycetes; Chaetothyriales; Herpotrichiellaceae. Gene Ontology annotation, molecular function: calcium-activated cation channel activity. The coding region runs from base 1 to 2409 and encodes 802 amino acids. The record is from RefSeq and is a predicted model, not a curated record. The transcript is spliced from 2 exons. Gene Ontology annotation, cellular component: plasma membrane.
AUGUCGCCAAAUGGCCCCAAGAAUCCCUCUUGGAACGACCAAUUCAAGAGCACGAACCAGCGUGACUUCAAGGUUCAACUUGUCAUCUCAGUCGUCUUCGGCUUGAGCGCAUUCCUGUCCUUCUGUAUACUCCGACCAAAAUGGACCAGCCUAUAUCAUGCCCGAAAGAAGCAGUCUGGCGCUGCCUCAAGGUUACCCGAACUGCCGAAUACCCUGUUUGGAUGGAUUCCAGUCCUAUACAGCAUCUCGCGCGAAGAAGUUUUGGCGUCUGCAGGCCUUGAUGCAUUUGCCUUCCUUACCUUCUUUCGCUAUGCGAUCAAAUACCUCUCGGUUACGUUGUUCUUCUCUCUUACGAUAAUUCUACCGGUGAACUGGAAAUUUACCGGGCAGCCGCCAUUAUUCUACCCUCCGAUCAAUGGGACCGACCCUGACAACGGACUUGAUAUCUUCUUCGACGACAAGUCCAAGAAGCCCAAAAGCCCUACGCUGGAGAAAGACAACAGCUAUCUGUGGAUGUACGUUGUCUUCGCUUACUUCUUCACCUUCGUAGCGAUAUAUCUCCUCAUCGUCGAGACGGCCGCCCUCAUUCGCAUCCGACAGGCUUAUCUCGGUAGUCAAUCCACCAUUACCGACAGGACCCUCCGCUUGUCGGGAAUUCCUGAGGAGAUGAGAUCUGAAGAAGCAAUAAAAGCUUUCAUCGAAGGCUUAGAGAUUGGGAAAGUGGACAGUGUCAUGCUUUGCAAAAAUUGGCGAACGCUCGAUAACCUGAUGUCGAAGCGCAUGGCAUGCUUGAGGAAACUUGAAGAGGCAUGGGCUGCACACCUGGGCCAUCAACAUGCAUUCCGCCAACCUCGUGGCCGCAAUCGACGAGCUAACCCACUUGGAGACGAUCGAGAAAACGGUGCUCUACUUUCGAGAUCUGAGAUUGAGGAGGUGCAUGCCACAGCCGCGGAUCGGCCUCGUCCCACCAUCACCUUACGCUAUGGAUUCCUGAAUAUGUACACCAAGAAGAUUGACGCAAUCGACUAUUGGGAGGAAAAGUUAAGGAUGCUAGACGAAAGGAUUCACACUCUAAGGGAGGCCGACUUCAAGCCAACACCGCUUGCAUUUGUCACAAUGGAAUCUACGGCGUCCUGUCAAAUGGCUGUUCAGGCAAUACUCGACCCCAUCCCAGGCCAACUCCUGGCUAGCCUGGCACCACCACCAGCGGAUGUCGUCUGGAAGAACACGUAUCUCUCUCGCAAUCAUCGAAUGAUACGGUCCUGGACGAUCAUGAUCCUGAUCGGCCUGUUAACAAUUUUCUGGGCGGCGGCGCUGGCCCCUCUGGCUGGUUUGCUGAGUAUCGAGGUCAUCGAUAAAGUUCUUCCGGGGCUGGCUGCGGCUCUUGAGGAACACGAGAUCAUUCGAUCACUUGUACAAACAGGUCUGCCAACGUUGUUGUUCUCGCUGUUGGCUCUGGCUGUUCCAUACCUGUACGAUUGGCUCGCAAACCAGCAAGGCAUGGUGUCGCAAGGAGAUGUCGAAUUAUCUGUCAUUUCGAAGAACUUCUUCUUCACUUUCUUCAACCUUUUCAUCGUCUUUACCAUCUGGGGCUCGGCUUCCACAUUCUACGAAUUCUGGCAAGACCUUCAAGACAUACUUCGCGACACCGCCGGGAUCGCCUAUGCUGUGGCAAAAGCGCUAGAACAGUUGUCGCCUUUCUACAUCAACCUCAUUGUUCUCCAAGGAUUCGGCUUGUUCCCUUUCAGACUUCUGGAAUUCGGCUCCGUGGCUCUGUAUCCCUUCUACCUCAUCACCGCAAAGACACCUCGGGAUUAUGCAGAGUUGGCCAAGCCCCCGAUCUUCAGCUACGGGUUCUAUCUCCCACAGACGAUGCUCAUCUUCAUCAUUUGUAUCGUUUACAGCGUACUUCCGUCGUCAUGGAUGAUCACGUUAUUCGGCUUAAUCUAUUUUCUUAUUGGUGGCUUCAUCUACAAGUACCAAUUGCUUUACGCCAUGGAACACCGCCAACAUUCCACCGGUCGGGCAUGGCCCAUGAUUUGCGACCGGAUCGUUACUGGCUUGAUCCUCUUCCAGGUCGCGAUGACCGGUAUCCUGGCAUUGCGAGGGGCCUUGACUGCGUCCUUGCUUCUUUCGCCCCUACUCGCCAUCACUGUCUGGUUCACCUUGUAUUUCCAUCGGACUUAUGUUCCUUUGAUGAAAUUCAUAGCGCUUCGAAGCAUUGAUCGCGGGAAUAUCCUAGAUCUUCCAACGCCUCCGGAGUCGACAUGGGACAGAGAUACCGACUAUGGAAGACACGUUGAUACGGACCCCGAGACUGGACUUCGAUAUAUCAACCCAAACCUCGUGCGACCUCUAGAGCCCUUGUGGGUAAGGCAGCCUGCUCACGGCGGCUCUCAGAGUCGGUAG